AUGGAGAACUGGAAUUUCAUGAAAUAUGUUGUCGCAAACAAGGGAAGCCGGUACUUUAGAAUCUCUUCGAACGUCAGCACAAAUAAAUAUGGAGAUUACUAUCAAAUUUCUUACAAUAUGAUAAUUCCUGUAAAAGGUGUUGAAUUGACAUAUGAUAAGACCCCCUAUAAUCUGAGACUCAUAGAUUUCUCAAGUAAUAGAUUUGAAGGAGAGAUUCCAGCAAGUAUCAUUAGGAGUCUAAGAGAACUUCAGUUGCUAAACCUCUCCAACAACGCUCUCUCUGGUCACAUCCCCUCAUCUCUUGGGAACUUGAUUGCUCUUGAAUCGUUGGAUCUCUCUCAAAACAAGCUCUCAGGAAGGAUCCCCAGUAGUUUGGCACAACUCACUUUCCUUGAGUACUUCAAUGUGUCGCAUAACCAUCUUUGGGGGCCUAUACCACUUGGCCAACAAUUUGGUACAUUCCUAGAAGAUUCAUACCAAGGAAACUCAGGUUUGUGUGGAAAGCCUUUGUCCAAGAAAUGUGAGGGUUCUGAGAUCUCGAGGCUGCCGCCACCAUCAAGCUUUGAAGAAGAUGAAGAGGCUGGAUCUCCAUUUGAGUUUGACUGGUAUGUAGUCUUGCCAGGAGUUGUUAGCGGACUAAUAGUGGGAGUGGUUGCUGGAAACACAUUGGCAGACAAGAAGCAUGAAUGGUUUGUGGAGACAUUCAGCAGGAGGAGGAAGCCAAGAACCGCAAGGGUGACGAGGGGACGCCGAACUUAG
This is a messenger RNA of Malus domestica (apple), 759 nucleotides long. The record is from RefSeq and is a predicted model, not a curated record. Lineage: Eukaryota; Viridiplantae; Streptophyta; Magnoliopsida; Rosales; Rosaceae.